Molecule: messenger RNA, 1494 nt
Organism: Lachancea fermentati
Lineage: Eukaryota; Fungi; Ascomycota; Saccharomycetes; Saccharomycetales; Saccharomycetaceae
Source: the annotation of a GenBank genome assembly
AUGACCGGGUUGAGUUAUGAUUCUGAAGUCCAACAGUGGCUCGAUUACGAUAGAGAACAUCUAUGGCACCCAUAUACGUCAAUGCAGAAGCCAUUGGAUGUUUAUCCAGUCAAAUCCGCUAAAGGGGCUACUAUUACUUUAGACAUCCAAGAGAAUGAGAAAUCAACGUUGAUUGAAGCAAUGUCAUCCUGGUGGUGUAUGAUUCAUGGUUACAAUAAUCCUGAAAUCAAUGAAGGCUUAAUUAAUCAGAUAAACAGCUUCUCUCACGUCAUGUUCGGUGGGCUCACCCAUAAGCCAGCAGUUACUUUAGUUAGGAAGCUUAUUGACUUAAUCAAUCAUGAAAAGUUACAAUUCUGCUUUCUCGCUGAUUCUGGGUCUGUUGCGGUAGAAGUUGCCUUAAAAAUGGCACUUCAAUACCAGCUUACUAGAAAUAACAAUAAAACAACCAGAAGCAAGUUUUUAUCUAUCAAUAACGGCUAUCAUGGAGAUACACUAGGUGCCAUGAGUGUUUGUGAUCCCAUAAAUUCCAUGCAUUCGAUAUAUAAGGGAUAUCUACCAGAGAAUAUAUUUGCCUCUGCACCUACUGUGAUAGAAACAACGCCGACAUCAGCAAUAUUCAAAAAUCAUCCUGAAUAUUUUCACAACAUCUGUGCUUGGGACGAGAACGAUAUAGAGGAUUUUAAACUUAAAAUGCAAACUCACCGGGAUGAAAUCUGUGCAGUAAUAUUAGAACCAAUUUUACAAGGCGCGGGUGGGAUGAGAAUAUAUCAUCCACAAUUCUUAAUUGAGGUACGAAAACUUUGUAAUAAAUUCCAGAUUCCGCUUAUUAUGGACGAAAUUGCCACUGGUUUUGGAAGGACGGGAGCAAUGUUUGCAUUCCAUCAUUGUAAAGCGUUUCAGGAAAUUAGCGAAAUUCCUCGAAAAGAACAAGUGGAUGUUUAUCCUGAUAUUAUCUGUGUCGGAAAAGCCUUAACUGGCGGCUAUAUGACUUUAAGCGCAGUAGUAACUACUGCUGAAAUAAAAGAUGUGAUUUCAAAACCAGAAAGCAUCACUGGAGGCUGUUUCAUGCACGGUCCCACGUUUAUGGGCAAUCCUCUCGCCUGUAGUGCUGCAAAUAUUUCUCUUGAUAUUUUGUCGAGAGGUGACUGGCAUAAUCAGGUAUCACAGAUCGAAGAGCAGCUAUUUCAAGAGCUAUACCUCCCUUUAAAAAAUGAUAAGACUUUGAUGAAUACAAUAAUUGAAAAUGUUAGAAUCAUUGGUGCUGUCGGAGUUGUUGAACUAAAGAAACCCAUUACACCGUCCUGGUUCCACGACCAAUUUGUUAAGAGGGGAGUUUACAUUCGUCCUUUCAAUAGACUUGUCUACAUCAUGCCACCGUAUAUUAUCCACAAAAAAGAAUUAACCAAAGUUACUUCCGUGUUGAUAGAAGUGCUUCGAGAGUGGAAGCUUUACCUCGCAACCGCGGAACAAGACCGGACCUCACAAAGCACUUAG